UUUUCAGAAGGCCAAAUGCAAUUUAAUAGGAACAAUGUCAGGAGGAGAGAUGACAAGGUCAGGAGAGCCCUUAUGCCUGAUGCAUACAGAAGGGAGGUAGACAGAAGGUCUAAUGACAAAAGAUUAAUGAAGGCUAUUAGAGACAGAGAGAAAUAAAUUCAAAGAAAUGAGGGAAAAAGAAAGCCAGUCUAAAGGCCCCUUGUUCAAGCUUAAAAAAUUUAAGAAUAAAACAUCUGUUCUGAAACCAGCAAUUAAGAAAAAUGAGCUUGAUGAAAUAAAUUGUUGAUAUACUAUUGCUGGACAUUAUAAUAACGCAGCUGAACAGGAGAGAGCAGUCUUGGAUAAAAUGGGGCCAAAUAAUCAACCUAAGAAUUCAAUUCUUUCACUCGCAGCUCGUAGUGUUAUAUCAAAGAGGGAUCGAGAGUUAAUGCAGGAAGAAAAUAAAAUGCUUGAAAAAUAUUAUCAGGAUUAUUAUAAAGACAAAGGAAGUAACAAAAGUAGAGGAAGUUCCACAGAGAGCAAGGGACAGAAAAACAUGUACUAUCCGAGAUCAAAUGUUCAUCAAAGCAUGUCUUCGAUCAAGAAAUAUCCUGAACAGGAACAGGUGCUCAGCCCUCCUCCACUGAAGGGCCAUAACUACACUCGUUCAGUAGAAAGCAUUCCAACAAAAUCCACAGAGAUGAGUGAAGAAGAUGUUAGAGGAACAAUAGCAAAGCUCGAAUUGAAGAAAAAAGAAGUGAAUGCUAUGAUAUCAAGACUCCCUCUAGGCAAUCGCUACAAAGCAAUUGAGGAAAGGGAAAAGAAGCUAUAUGAAGAACUUGACCAGAUAAGUGAAACCAUCCGCAAGUUAUACAACCACAAGGUUUUCCUAAUGACUUAGAUAACCCUC
Moneuplotes crassus is the source of this 889-nucleotide messenger RNA. The record is from the annotation of a GenBank genome assembly. Lineage: Eukaryota; Ciliophora; Spirotrichea; Euplotida; Euplotidae.